AUGGUUAAUGAAAUAAAGAGUGAAGAUUUGUUGGAAAAGUACUCUGAAACGUUUAGUGGAUUGGGUGUAUUAAAAAGAAAGUGUGGUUUACAACUGACGGAAGGUAGUAUCCCAACCGUGGACGCAUCGCGUAGAAUUCCGUUUAGUUUGUACGAACCUUUAAAGCGGGAAGUGAAACGAAUGAUGGACCUUAACGUUAUAGAGCCGGUAGAAGGCCCAACAGAAUGGGUUAGCUCUAUUGUGAUUGUGACCAAACCAAAUGGCAAUUUACGGAUAUGUCUAGAUCCCAAAAAUUUAAAUAAAGCAAUAGUAAUGCCGCGUUUUACGUUGCCUACGGUGGAAGAAUGCAAGUCUAAAAUGUUUGGGUCUCGAGUAUUUAGCACAUUAGAUGCCAGUUCGGGCUUUUGGAUGAUCCCAUUAAAUGAGGAGUCUUCGAAGUUAUGUACGUUUAUAACUCCGUUCGGUUGUUACAAGUUUUUACGUCUGCCUUUUGGCAUAAAAGCAGCACGCACCUGA
Rhagoletis pomonella (apple maggot) is the source of this 516-nucleotide messenger RNA. RefSeq lists its product as uncharacterized. The transcript has a single exon. The record is from RefSeq and is a predicted model, not a curated record. The coding region runs from base 1 to 516 and encodes 171 amino acids. Lineage: Eukaryota; Metazoa; Arthropoda; Insecta; Diptera; Tephritidae.